GACGUCGCAUAAAUGAAUCCAACUCACCUCACGCCACCCAAAGUUAUUGUCUGCUUUUGCGUUGCCUAUAAAAAUAAAAACUAAGUCCCCCAAAACCCAAUCAUAUCAUUUCAUUUCUUCCUUUGUCGUCCAUCCCGUAACCAUGUCUCAGACUGUUGUCCUCAAAGUUGGUAUGUCAUGUGAAGGAUGUGUUGGAGCAGUGAAGAGAGUUCUAGGAAAAUUGGAUGGUGUGGAAUCAUAUGACAUUGAUUUGAAGGAACAAAAGGUGGUAGUGAAAGGAAAUGUCCAGCCAGACACAGUUCUGCAGACCGUUUCCAAAACUGGGAAGAAGACUACCUUCUGGGAAGGUGAAGCAGCAGCAUCUGAAACUAGCACAGCAACUGCCUAAAACAUUUGCCUCUAUUCUGUGCAGAAGAAGUAGCUGUGUGAAUCAAAUACUAUUUGAUGGUCUUGAAAUAAUGAUGAAACUUUGUUAUCUGGUGUAUUUUAGUGUCAAAAAAAAGACUGAUGUAUAUUACUGCUUUUCACGUCAGUGAUACUGUAUUAAUGUGCUUUUAUUGAGAGUUUAACUUCCUUUGUCUUUGUUUAUUUUCUUUGUUCGGUUAAUCAAAUGUUUCUCUUAGAAUAUGUGUUUGGGUUCAACUUAAUCCAAAAGAGUUAGUUCAAAGGACGAGAAUUACUCCACUUAUAUAUUA
Glycine soja is the source of this 695-nucleotide messenger RNA. Its product is annotated as copper transport protein ATX1-like. The transcript is spliced from 3 exons. Bases 143 to 388 code for a protein of 81 amino acids. The record is from RefSeq and is a predicted model, not a curated record. Gene Ontology annotation, molecular function: metal ion binding. NCBI's taxonomy places the organism in Eukaryota, Viridiplantae, Streptophyta, Magnoliopsida, Fabales, Fabaceae.